Daldinia childiae is the source of this 1194-nucleotide messenger RNA. RefSeq names its product putative tRNA (cytidine(32)/guanosine(34)-2'-O)-methyltransferase. The record is from RefSeq and is a predicted model, not a curated record. The transcript is spliced from 2 exons. Gene Ontology annotation, molecular function: tRNA methyltransferase activity. Gene Ontology annotation, cellular component: cytoplasm. Gene Ontology annotation, biological process: tRNA methylation; cytoplasmic translation. Lineage: Eukaryota; Fungi; Ascomycota; Sordariomycetes; Xylariales; Hypoxylaceae. Bases 1 to 1194 code for a protein of 397 amino acids.
AUGGGAAAAUCUUCUAAGGAUAAACGUGAUGCUUAUUAUAGACUCGCUAAAGAGCAAGGGUGGCGAGCGAGGAGUGCUUUCAAACUAUUACAGCUUGACGAAGAAUUUGAUCUCUUCGCCAAUGUAACUCGAGUUGUGGACUUAUGUGCUGCACCUGGUAGUUGGUCGCAAGUCCUAUCUAGGGUUUUAAUUAAAGGAGAGAAAUUCGGUCGAGCAGCUUGGCAAGAUCGCGAUGCUAGAUUCCGUCAACAGAUGCUGGGACUCUUCGGCCCUCUACCCACCGCAAACAAACCAGAACCCUUAAGUUCACAGCAACCAUCCACCGUGCUGAAUCCUCGUCAAGAUGUCAAGAUUGUCUCAAUCGAUUUACAGCCUAUUAGUCCAUUACCAGGGAUUGUCACGCUACGAGCUGAUAUUACUCACCCGGCUACUGUUCCGUUGCUUCUAAAAGCGUUGGACUCUGAAUACGACUCGAAAACUAAGAGUCAACAGGCUGCUCAUCCGGUUGACCUAGUACUUAGCGAUGGUGCCCCUGACGUAACCGGGUUGCAUGAUCUAGAUAUUUAUGUGCAAUCACAGCUUCUCUUCGCAGCGUUAAACCUAGCACUAUGUGUCUUAAAGCCCGGAGGGAAGUUCGUUGCAAAGAUCUUCAGGGGAAAGAAUGUGGACGUACUCUACGCACAGCUCAAAAUAUUUUUCGAAAAAGUUCAUGUUGCGAAGCCAAGAUCUUCGCGAGCGAGCAGUGUGGAAGCAUUCAUCGUGUGCUUAAAUUUCCAACCUCCCAAAGGAUUCUCGGCAAGCCUUGAGGAGCCGCUUGGCGUUGGUUUCCGCCUAUCGAAAAUGACGGAGCAGAACUCUGCGGUAUUACCCGUUACCGCAAAGACUAUUCUACAAAACCCAGAAACGGGCGCAUGGAAUAAUACACCAGCAUUUAUUUCAGCAACAGAUAAGGACGGUAUCGCCGAAAUUCAACUAGAAGAUCACCGUCCGAAAUAUGAAGGAGAUGUCAGAUGGAUUGCACCUUUCAUUGCUUGCGGCGACUUAUCUGCAUUUGAUUCUGAUGCUUCAUAUCGCCUCCCACCAGACCAUGUCUCCCUAGACCCAAUUCAACCACCAACUGCACCGCCAUAUAAACGUGCUCUGGAAAUGAGAAAGGCAUUCGGGGGCGCCUACGGAAAGACAAGCAAGGAAUGA